Nymphaea colorata (pocket water lily) is the source of this 2795-nucleotide messenger RNA. Its product is annotated as MA3 DOMAIN-CONTAINING TRANSLATION REGULATORY FACTOR 1-like. The transcript has 3 exons. The coding region runs from base 471 to 2621 and encodes 716 amino acids. The record is from RefSeq and is a predicted model, not a curated record. Lineage: Eukaryota; Viridiplantae; Streptophyta; Magnoliopsida; Nymphaeales; Nymphaeaceae. Gene Ontology annotation, biological process: negative regulation of DNA-templated transcription.
GCGAUCCAUCGCCGGAAAGUGAGAGCUCGGAAGGACACGAUGGGAUGAGGCGUCGGAGUGUCCCUGUGAUGGAAAAGCAUUAAAGUGAAAAUGGGGGAGCAAACGAGGAAAAGGACGUUGAGCGAUUGGGUUUGAUGGGUUAGGACUUGCUAGUGGGACUGAAGGGGUUGUUUCGCUUCACUCCUUGAAUCGCCGACACCGCCACGAGCGCCACCGCCGCCACAGCACGCACGCUGGUUUUGCUCCGCCAUCUGGAGCCCAAAAGAAGCGGGUCCCACGCCCCGUCUUAGGGUCUUCUCUCCUUCUCUCGUUCUCGCUCUCGCUCUCUCUGGGUGGAAAAUGUCGAGUGGAGAAGGAUCGGUUCUGGAUUCGGUUUAAGAGCGUGGAUUCCGGCGAUAAUUGGUUUCAUCUGUUGUUCAUCUCUCUACGGACAGAUUUUUCUUCGCGGAUUGAUUGGUUUUGUUGUGCCGAUGGCAUCAUCAACGACGGUGUCGUCGACGACGACGACGGCCGCGGGGGAUGAGGGGCUGCUUCUGACGGACGAGCAGCGGGAAUUGCUGAGGCAGAACUCGAUGGAUCUCUUGUCGUCGUCGCCGAAGUCUGCGACCUCCUCAACAUUGCUUCCAGAGCACCAGAUCAAAGUGAGUACGGGAACCAAGGCGCCUGCGGUGGGGCUUGCCGUCAGGCACGUCCGCCGCACGCACUCGGGAAAGGUCGUCCGCGUCAAGAAGGAUGGUGCUGGAGGCAAGGGAACCUGGGGUAAAUUACUUGAUACGGAUGGUGCUUCAUGCAUAGACAGGAAGGACCCAAAUUAUGAUAGUGGAGAGGAACCGUAUCAACUAGUGGGUACUACGAUAACCACUCCAUUUGAUGAGUACAAGAAGUUCGUGGUCGCCAUCAUAGAGGAAUAUUUCAGCACAGGUGCUGUAGAAGUGGCUGCAUCAGACCUCCAAGACCUUGGGUAUUUGGAGUAUCACCAUUACUUUGUUAAAAGGCUUAUUUCCAUGGCAAUGGACAGGCAUGACAAAGAGAAGGAAAUGGCCUCAGUUCUUCUCUCAGCUCUUUAUGCUGAUGUGAUUAGUCCUGACCAAAUUAGGCAGGGAUUUCUCAUGCUUCUUGAAUCAGCUGAUGACUUAGCUCUUGACAUACUUGAUGCCGUAGAUGUUCUUGCCCUGUUUAUUGCACGUGCUGUGGUUGAUGACAUCUUACCACCUGCAUUUCUUACAAGAGCUAAGAAGACAUUGCGGGAUUCAUCUAAAGGGCUUGAAGCUAUCCUGACAGCAGAAAAGAGCUAUUUAUCUGCACCACAUCAUGCAGAAAUAGUGGAGAGGAGAUGGGGUGGCACCACACAUAUUACAGUAGAGGAAGUGAAGAAGAAGAUUGGAGAUUUGUUGAGUGAAUAUAUUGAGAGUGGGGAUACCAUAGAAGCUUGCAGGUGCAUAAGAGAGCUGGGAGUUGCAUUUUUCCACCAUGAAGUGGUUAAGAGGGCUUUAAUUGUUGCAAUGGAGAAUCAAGCAGCUGAGACACUGAUAUUUAAUUUAUUGAAGGAAGCUGCAGAUGAAGGGCUUAUAACUUCUAAUCAGUUUAAUAAAGGUUUUGGUCGGCUUGCAGAAAGUCUUGAUGAUCUCUCACUUGACAUUCCUUCUGCGAAAGAACGUUUUCAACUGAUGAUUCCAAAAGCUACGACAGAGGGAUGGCUAGAUCCUACGUCACUAAAAUCCUUGGGUAUGGUUGGACAACAGACAGAUGAAAAUGAUGAAGAACUGAGGCAUUUCAAAGAAGAGGCUGUAGCUAUUAUUCACGAAUAUUUUCUUUCUGAUGAUAUUCCUGAAUUAAUUCGUAGCCUUGAAGAUCUUUCUGCACCAAAAUUUAAUCCUAUUUUUCUGAAGAAACUGAUUACUCUUGCAAUGGACAGGAAAAACCAUGAGAAGGAGAUGGCUUCUGUUCUUCUUUCUGCACUUCAUACGGAGCUGUUUUCAACAGAAGACAUUGUUAAUGGGUUUGUGUUACUUUUGGAGUCUGCAGAAGACACUGCACUUGACGUGUUGGACGCUUCAAAUGAGAUUGCUCUUUUUCUGGCUAGAGCUGUGAUUGAUGACAUCUUAGUCCCCCUGAAUUUGGAUGAUAUCAGUGCUAAGCUUCCACCCAACUGUAGCGGGAGUGAGACUGUACAUAUGGCACACUCACUCAUUUCUGCUCGGCAUGCAGGUGAGAGGAUUUUACGCUGUUGGGGUGGUGGAACUGGGUGGGCUGUGGAAGAUGCCAAAGACAAGAUAAUAAAGCUUCUGGAGGAGUAUGAAACAGGAGGUGUUGUUUCAGAAGCUUGUCAGUGCAUCCGAGACAUUGGAAUGCCUUUCUUUAACCAUGAGGUUGUGAAGAAAGCAUUGGUUAUGGCGAUGGAAAAGAAAAAUGACAGGAUGUUGGAUCUGCUGCAGGAGUCUUUCAGUGAGGGGCUGAUUACUAUCAACCAGAUGACCAAGGGUUUUUCAAGGGUGGCUAAUGAGCUGGAUGAUUUGGAGCUUGAUAUUCCUAAUGCAGGUGAGAAGUUCCGAUCAUAUGUUGAAUUUGCAAGGAAAAAUAAGUGGCUUUCAGCGUCAUUUGUAUACGCUCCUACCUCAUGACCUGCUCCAGGUAUCUGAUCCCCUUCCAGUUUUCUUAAGCUUGGCACUGUUGGAUCCUCUGUAAUUUACGCAGGUGACUGUAUGGAUUGGUUCUGUCGUUCUUGCUGGUUUGCAAAUACCUUCAUCCACUGUAAAAAAUAGCUUUCUUUCCUUUCAAUUAUUUUCCUUUUUUUA